AUGUCCGCAACCGAUCCGGGCUUCAUUGCCGCUCUCGAGGAAGCUAAGAAAUCCGCUGCGGAGGGCGGCGUCCCCAUUGGAGCAUGUCUCGUCGCAGCAGAUGGGAAGAUACUAGGAAGGGGCCACAACCAACGCGUUCAGAAGGGCAGUGCCAUUCUACAUGUAUGUACAAGCUAUAGUAUAGCCUUUCGUCCAAUCAUCCUGUACACACAUGUGUACAAUACUGAUCUUGGUUCAGGGCGAGACUUCAGCCCUCGAGAAUGCAGGCCGUCUCCCUGCCUCGGCUUAUAAAGGCAGUACAAUGUACACCUCCCUCUCUCCCUGCGACAUGUGCACUGGUGCAUGUCUCCUGUACGGAGUCUCCAGACUGGUCAUGGGCGAAAACGAGACGUUUGUUGGCGGCGAUGACUACCUCAAACAGCGGGGCAUCGAAGUAGUCAAUCUCGACAACGCGGAAUGCAAGCAACUGAUGAGAGACUUCAUCAGAAGUCAUCCUGAGGAUUGGUGGGUGGUAAUGCGAGGCUGAACGGCGGUGUGGUGAUGUGGCUGACUGGCUUGAGGUAGGUAUGAAGAUAUUGGUGAGGACAAAUGA
Molecule: messenger RNA, 592 nt
Organism: Lecanosticta acicola
Lineage: Eukaryota; Fungi; Ascomycota; Dothideomycetes; Mycosphaerellales; Mycosphaerellaceae
Source: the annotation of a GenBank genome assembly